Ilex paraguariensis (yerba mate) is the source of this 3453-nucleotide messenger RNA. Lineage: Eukaryota; Viridiplantae; Streptophyta; Magnoliopsida; Aquifoliales; Aquifoliaceae. The record is from the annotation of a GenBank genome assembly.
AUGGAGGAGAGCGAAACCAUAAAAGCAGCAACAUGUCCCAACAGUCUGGUAUUGGCAGUUAAUGGAGAAAGGUUUGAACUCCCAAGUGUUGACCCCUCCACCACUUUGCUCGAAUUCUUGCGCUCUCAUACUCGUUUCAAGAGUGUCAAGCUGGGUUGUGGCCAAGGUGGUUGUGGUGCUUGUGUUGUUCUCCUAUCUAAAUAUGACCCUGACCGUGAGCAAGUUGAAAAUUUCCCAGUGAAUUCAUGUCUAGUACUGCUUUGCAGCGUAAAUGGGUGUUCAAUUACUACAUCUGAAGGCAUUGGAAAUAGCAAAGAUGGGUUCCACCCAAUUCAUAAAAGGUUUGCUGGUUUCCAUGCCUCUCAAUGUGGCUUUUGUACUCCCGGAAUGUGUAUGUCGCUCUUCUCCGCACUUGUCAAUGCUGAAAAAAAAGAUCGGCCGGAGCCUCCCCCAGGAUUCUCCAAGCUUACUGUUUCUGAAGCUGAAAAGGCUAUAUCAGGAAAUCUAUGUCGAUGUACUGGAUAUCGUCCAAUUGCGGAUGCCUGCAAAAGUUUUGCUGCUGAUGUUGAUAUGGAGGACUUGGGGAUCAAUUCUUUUUGGAAAAAGGGUGAGAUUGGGGAAGUAAAAGAAAGUAGAUUACCUUUUUACAGUCCAAAUAAUCAGAAUUGUAUAUAUCCUGAAUACUUGAAAGAUGAAUUUAAGUCUGCAAUGCCGUUGGAUUCUAGAAGAUAUUCCUGGUGCUGUCCUUCUACUGUUGAGGAGCUUCAAGGCCUGUUGGAAAUCAAUUUGGCUGAAAAAGGUAAAAGGACAAGGUUGGUUGUUGGUAACACUGGGAUGGGUUAUUACCCAGAACUUCGACAGUAUGACAAAUACAUUGAUCUGCGGUACAUUCCUCAGCUCUCAAUGGUUAAAAGGGAAAGAACAGGAAUUGAAAUUGGAGCUGCGGUGACAAUCUCAAAAGCUAUAAUAUCUUUGAGAGAAGAAAACAAAGAUAAGUCAUGCUCAGAAGACAAUUUGGUAUUCCUGAAAAUUGCUGACCACAUGGAGAAGAUUGCUUCAGAGUCCAUCCGAAACUCUGCUACUGUAGGAGGAAAUUUGGUGAUGGCACAAAGGAAUUAUUUUCCUUCCGAUAUUGCCACAAUACUUCUUGCUGUGGGCACAACAGUUAGUAUAUUGACAGGUCUGAAAUAUGAAAAGCUUACAUUGGAGGAAUUCUUGGAGAGGCCACCGUUAGACUCCAGAAGUGUUCUUUUAAGUGUUCAAAUUCCCCACUGGAAGCAUGUGGAAAAUGGACAAUCAACUGAAACUGACUCUAAGUUGCUGUUUGAAACAUAUCGUGCAGCACCACGACCACUUGGAAAUGCAUUACCUUAUUUAAAUGCUGCUUUCUUGGCUGAUGUUUCUCCCUGUAAGACUGGAGUUGUGGUAAAUAAGGUUCAGUUGGCAUUCGGUGCUUAUGGGACUAAGCAUGCUAUAAGGGCAGGGACAGUUGAGGAAUAUUUAGAUGGGAAAACACUGAGUAUAGUUGUUUUAUAUGAAGCUCUUAAGUUAGUUAGAGCCACUGUGGUUCCUGAAGAUGGCAUUUCACAUUCUGAUUACAGGUCAAGCUUGGCGGUCAGUUAUGUUUUUGAGUUUUUUGGCCCCUUCAUUAAUGAGGGUGCUGUAAUGUCCAAUGGUUUAUUGGAUAGAUGUAAUGGUUCUUUGCUAGAAGAGAUGCCCAAGGUAAACAACAAUGGUGACCAUUUUGAUCUUACUGAAAGCCCAGCAUUGUUGUCAUCUGCAAAGCAGGUAGUGAUAUCAAGUAGAGAGUACCACCCAGUCGGUGAACCAAUUUCAAAAUCUGGUGCAGCCAUUCAAGCUUCUGGUGAAGCUGUCUAUGUGGAUGACAUUCCUUCACCAACAAACUGUCUUCAUGGGGCAUUCAUCUAUAGCACAAAACCUUUGGCAUGGGUCAAGGAUGUCAAGUUCAAGUCUAAGUCACUACCAAAUGGAGUCGCUGCUGUUAUUUCGUUUAGAGACAUCCCCAAAGGAGGGGAGAAUGUAGGAUCAAGAACCAUGUUUGGUUUCGAACCAUUAUUUGCUGAUGAUCUUACCAGGUGUGCUGGCCAGCCUCUUGCUUUUGUGGUUGCAGAUACGCAGAAGCAUGCAGAUAUGGCAGCAGACAUGGCAGUGGUUGAUUACGACUCUAAAGACUUAGAACCACCCAUCUUAACUGUUGAAGAGGCUGUUGAGAGAUCAAGCUUCUAUGAGGUUCCUCCUUUUCUGUAUCCAUCUCAUGUUGGUGACUUCUCGGAAGGAAUGGCUGAAGCUGACCACAAGAUUCUCUCCUCUGAGAUUAAACUUGGUUCACAAUACUACUUCUAUAUGGAGACACAAACUGCCUUUGCAGUCCCGGAUGAAGACAACUGCAUGGUGGUUUACAGUUCAAUUCAGUGCCCCGAGUUUGCACACACUGUAAUUGCAAGAUGUCUUGGUGUUCCUGCACACAAUGUCCGUGUGAUCACUAGAAGGGUUGGCGGAGGAUUUGGUGGCAAGGCCAUAAGAGCAAUGCCGGUGGCUACAGCAUGUGCACUUGCAGCACACAAAUUAUGCCGCCCAGUCCGGAUUUAUGUCAACCGCAAGACUGAUAUGAUUAUGACUGGAGGAAGACAUCCCAUGAAGAUAACCUAUAGUGUUGGGUUCAAAUCCAAUGGGAACAUAACAGCUCUACACCUUGAUAUAUUAAUCAAUUCGGGGAUGUUUGUAGAUAUAAGCCCCAUUAUGCCACUAAACAUAGUGGGUGCACUUAAGAAGUAUGAUUGGGGUGCUUUGUCUUUUGAUAUAAAGGUGUGCAAGACAAACCAUUCCAGUAAAUCUGCAAUGCGUGGCCCUGGGGAGAUGCAGGGAUCCUUUAUUGCUGAAGCUGUAAUAGAAGAUGUAGCAUCUAUGCUGUCAAUGGAAGUGGAUUCUGUCAGAAACCAAAAUCUUCACAAAUUUGACAGCCUCAAUGAAUUUUAUGAGAGUAGUGCUGGUGAUCCUCUGGAUUAUACCUUGCCUUCUAUAUGGGAUAAGUUAGCCAAAUCUUCAAGGUUUGCCCAAAGAAUUGAAAUGAUAAAAAAGUUUAAUAACUCUAAUAGAUGGCGGAAAAAAGGUAUAUCACGGGUUCCCGUUAUAAAUGAAGUGACAUUAAGACCAACCCCUGGAAAAGUAAGUAUUCUUUGGGAUGGGUCUGUCGUGGUAGAAGUUGGCGGUAUUGAGCUGGGUCAGGGGCUGUGGACGAAGGUAAAACAGGUGACUGCAUUUGCUCUCAGUUCAAUUCAGUGUGAUGGAACUGAAGAUCUCUUGGAGAAAGUACGGGUUGUGCAAGCAGAUACCUUGGGCUUAGUACAAGGGGAUUUACUGCUGGGAGCACUACAUCUGAAUCAAGUUGUGAAGCUGUUAGACUUUGUUGCAAUAUGUUGGUUGAAAGACUAA